AUGGAUCAUUACUUCAAUUUCUUAUCACCUCAAUCAUCAUCAACGUCAUCAUCAUCAUUGUCGUCGGGUAAUGGAACAGCAACGAGUAAUCACCUGGCACAACAAUAUACUGUAGAGGAGUUCAACUCAAUCACUGCUCUCAUUCAGAAUGCAAAUCAACAGUUAUUGCAACAACAUCAGCAACAACAACAAUUGAUACUACAACAACAGCAACAACAACAUCAACAACAACAUGCAUCAAUGUCCUCAAAUUGGGAUAUGACCCUUAACAACAACAACAACAACAACAACAAUAUUGUACAUUCAACUCCAACACCGAUGCCAUGGCAGCAACAGCAACAACCAAUAACAUUCAAUCAACAACAACCAGUUUACACUGGUGAGAUGGCAUCGUUAAUGCAAACACAACAUGAGAGCUUCAAACAAAAGUUGUCAGAGUAUGAGAAUCUAUACCUGUCCGAUGAUCAGAUACAGUUCCUAUUCCUUCAGCAACAAAGGUCGGUGCUGCAACAGAUCCUCGAUUCGACCAAUGCCAAUGGAAAUGUCAAUGUUGCUCCUCUCAACAAUGUCAACAAUGUCAAUUCAAUGGUAUCCACACCAACACCUUCAUACCAACCGCAACAACAACCUCAACAACAACAACUCCAACUUCACCAUCAGCAACAUCAACAACUUACACAACAACAACUUCAACCACAAUUACAUCCACCACUCCAGCAACAGCAACAACAUCAACAUAUUCAAUCACCAAUACUAUCAACUCAACAACAACAAUGUAGUGCGCCAUAUGUACAGACUACUACAAACACUACCAACGUAUUACCUCUACCACAACAUGUUCAAUCGCCACCAAACCUUCAAUCACCUCAGCAAUCUGUUCAUAGUCCAAUACAUCAAGUGCCUCAAGUGAUCACACCACCCGUCUCAAGCCCAGCCACAACAUCAGGCUCAGCUCCAAGUCAUCAACCUGUUCAACUCCAGUUCCAUAUGAACGUCUUGAACUCGCACAUGCAUCAACAAACCAUCCAGCAACAAGUCAACAACAAUAUACCAUCAUCGAUCCAGAUUCAGCCUCAUCCUCAUCCUCAGUCGCCUCAUCCUCAGCCUCAACCUCAGCCUCAGCCACAACAGCUACAGCUCCAACAGCAACAUCAACACCAGCUGCAACUGCAACAACAAUCACAACUUAGCCACCAACAGCAGGACGAACUAUUCCAGUCCCAGGUGCAGGCACUUCAGCAGAAGCUUGUGAGUGAUGGUGUUAGCAGCCCUGCCUCGCAGGAGUCACACAUGGAUGAGAAUGGUUGUUCAUCAAAGAAACCAAAGUCCGGCCAAUCAAGCAAAGAGUAUCGAAAGAAGAAGAAGGAGCAUACACAGAUCAUUGAGGACAGAGUAAAACAACUAGUCGAUGAGAAUCAACGACUGCGAGUGGAGAAUGAGAGUAUGAAGAAAGUCACGGUCGCUGAGAUCAUGAAGCCAGACGACUUCCACAAUGUACUCAUAGAGGUUCAGCACCUCCUUGUCAAGCUGGCCGAGAAGGUUGUCAGUGGCACCACCAACUCUAAUGACAACGAUAGGAUAGUAGAUCAGCUGAUACAGUUCUCUCAAUUCUCCCAACAACUUAGAUCAACAAUCGUCGAGAGAGAGAUCAUCAAGAUCAUCCAUCCCUUCACGCAGGGUAAGCUUGCAGUUAUGGGAUACAAGGCCAACGUGGAGUAUUCAGCCAUUUGUGGCAAGCCUGUUGUAUCGGCACAUUGGUGGCCAGACUUUGCCGAAGAGUCUUUUAUGAGCGAUGAACAACGUAUGACAGCCGAAUCACUCUAUCAACAGUACCUCACCAUUUUUAACGAAUUGAAGGAGGAGCGAAUGGCUUUGGAGACAGAGAUCAGGGAGAAAUACCUUCGCGAGUUCUCCUUUGGAUACAAUCGUUGGAGCGAGACCAAUUAUCCAGCACAAACUGGUGGAGAUGACAAUUGGACAUUCCCACCUGGUGCCUACCCACCGGGCAACCCAAUGGACAACACGAGCACUGGCUGUGGUGGCAGCAUCACCAACAACAACAGCAAUGGCGCAGACUCCAACAAGCAUCAUCAGUACAAUCCCUAUCCCCAUAGCCACGGCCAUCAUUUAUCAAUGCACAUCAAUGGCCCACUUGCCAGCAAGAUCCCCGCCGUGUUGGACUUUACUAGACUUCUCGAACGCCUCAAGAUGAACUUUAUCAAGCAUCGAAUGAACAUCUGCGACAUUGACCAGCGUCUUCACAAGAUCCUCACACCAAUGCAGAUAGCACGACUCAUUGUACGACAGCACAGCGUGUCCUUCUACGACGUGACACUUGUGGAUGCCGUGACCAAGGUGUGGACGACGCUGCAUAGUGCCAAUCCCGCCGACCCAACUGUACAGAAACUGCUGCCAAACGAACAGGGUCGCUUCCAAUUCUUUGACAGCGUGAUGCGCGACCGAUCGAUACAGCACAAAGCCGAGACACUGAAGGAGAUAUACGAACAUCUCUAUCACAACAUAUCGGGGCUCACACCGCCCAACCCUACGGCGCCAUCGCCAAUGUCAUCUUCGUCGUCUACAAACGACAGCUCGCCCAGAUCAGACGAAGCCAAUAAACCAUGA
Acytostelium subglobosum LB1 is the source of this 2625-nucleotide messenger RNA. RefSeq lists its product as hypothetical. The coding region runs from base 1 to 2625 and encodes 874 amino acids. The transcript has 2 exons. Gene Ontology annotation, molecular function: DNA-binding transcription factor activity. The record is from RefSeq and is a predicted model, not a curated record. Lineage: Eukaryota; Evosea; Eumycetozoa; Acytosteliales; Acytosteliaceae. Gene Ontology annotation, biological process: regulation of DNA-templated transcription.